Malania oleifera is the source of this 739-nucleotide messenger RNA. RefSeq lists its product as uncharacterized. The record is from RefSeq and is a predicted model, not a curated record. The coding region runs from base 165 to 524 and encodes 119 amino acids. The transcript is spliced from 3 exons. NCBI's taxonomy places the organism in Eukaryota, Viridiplantae, Streptophyta, Magnoliopsida, Santalales, Ximeniaceae. Gene Ontology annotation, cellular component: chloroplast.
CAGUGGCAAGUUUGGUUCUAUGUUGUGGAGACGAGGUUCAUUAGCAUCCACACGAGAAGAUAGUAGCAGUCGCACCAUAUCCAUAUCUUCAUGAUCAUAUCCAACAGUACUGUUGGAUACCCGUGAGUACCGAUGGGCAAAAGCACCCAACCUGUUCUGGAGAAAUGGCAGCCAAAGCAGUUCUCUUCUCCCCUCUUUGCAGGAAAUUAGUGCCACUACCCAUGACGAAGCCAUCAACACCAUCCUUUCCAUCUCAUUCCUGUUCUCCGAAAUCAAGGGCAAAUCGUUUCAACGUCCAGGCAAAACUGGGGGGCGGAGAAGGAGAUGUAAGGCCGGGAGGAAAGAAGAAAUUCAUCACCAGAGAAGAAGAACCAGAGCAGUAUUGGCAGACAGCGGGGGAAAGAGAAGGGGAGAAUCCCAUGAAGACACCCCUUCCAUACAUAAUAAUUUUUGGUAUGUCCACGCCCUUCGUAAUAUUAGCUAUUGCAUUCGCAAAUGGUUGGAUUAAAGUGCCCGUCCGAUGAUACGAUUCCCGUGCUUAACUGCGUGAAGAGGGGCGGCAUGACGUGAAUGCCAAGCCUGAUUUUAUUCAUCAGUUUCUCUACUCAAUCAUUUUGUUACCAAAUGUAUGAUGCCUUGAAAGAUUCUGAACAUCCAUGCCUGAAUCACUCAAAUUUAUCGUUGUUCUACACUGCUUAAAUGCCAAAUGCCAAAGGCGCAAUGUUAGAAAUUUGAGAAA